Molecule: messenger RNA, 3798 nt
Organism: Sarcophilus harrisii (Tasmanian devil)
Lineage: Eukaryota; Metazoa; Chordata; Mammalia; Dasyuromorphia; Dasyuridae
Gene: TMEM255B
Product: transmembrane protein 255B
Exons: 9
Coding region: 378-1367 (329 amino acids)
Source: RefSeq, a predicted model, not a curated record
ACCAACAUCAUAGACUCGCGUUUCCUUCCUUCCAUUGCCUGCUCUCCUCCCUAAGGUUUUCUGCAGCAACAGCAUAAGCGAGAAGUGGAGAGGGGAGAAAAAGGGAGGGGAAGAGAAAGGAGGAGUGCCCCGGGACUAAACAGAGGAUAAAUGCAGCCGCUGAAGCCGCGAAGACUAAGCGUAUCCUCCCUUAGGGCAAGCAGUGAGAGCCCUCCUCCCAACCUUGGAGGGAAUUAGUCCGGAACUGGCUGGGUCCCAGCAGCCCAGUUGUGGAGAGCCGCUCCAGAGGGCGCUGACCUCUCGGCCGCGGAGCCAGUGCACCCCGUGCCACAGGCUGGGGCUCGGACCGCCCCUGAAGCCCAGGAGGGCGGUGGAGGAUGCAGCCUCCUCCUCCUCCGGUGCCUGGUCCUUUGGCUCUGCUGGAUGCUGCAGGGCAAUUUGCAAAAAGAAAGCAGAUUUCUCUUUGGUUUGCUGUCUCUCUCCUGGUGGCAUCCAUCUUCAUACUAACCAUUGGCCUUGCAGCAACAACCAGAACUGAGAAUGUGACUGUGGGAGGCUACUAUCCAGGAAUUAUUCUUGGCUUUGGAUCUUUCUUGGGAAUUAUUGGCAUCAAUUUGGUGGAAAACAGAAGACAAAUGUUGGUAGCUGCCAUAGUAUUUAUCAGCUUCGGCGUGGUGGCAGCCUUCUGUUGUGCAAUUGUCGAUGGAGUUUUUGCAGCCCGGCAUAUAGAGCCGAGGCCUCUCAACACUGGAAGGUGCCAGUUUUAUUCAAGUGGGGAAGGAUUCUUGUAUGACGUCUACCAGACUGAGGUCACUUGCCAUUCCUUGACUAGCAAGUGCCAGCUAAAAGUGAAAAGCAAUACAUGCUACUGUUGUGACUUAUACAACUGUGAGAACACAGAACACUCUACCAGUUACUAUGAGUUUGUUGGAGUCAGUGGCUGUCAGGAUGUGAUUCACCUUUACCGUUUGCUGUGGGCCUCAACAGUGCUGAACAUCAUUGGUUUGUUUCUGGGGAUCAUCACUGCAGCUGUCCUGGGGGCUUUUAAAGACAUGGUACCCCUAUCCCAAAUGGCAUAUGGUUCUGCACCUCCUCCUCAAAUACUCUACAAUCCAGCUCAGCAGAUCUUGACAUAUGCAGGAUUUUGUCCUUCUACGACAACCCUUCCUGCCUACUCACCCUACCCUUUACCUCUUCAGCCUGCCAGCAAUUUUCCAGCUUCGUCAUCCACUGAUAUCUCUUUAUCUGAUGACACCCAGCCUCCGUCUCAGUCCAGCUCCACCUAUGGGCUUCCUCCCAAUGCCCCACCACUCUAUACACCAACUUAUUUCCUCCCUGGGGAAAAGCCUCCACCAUAUGCACCAUGAAACAGCAUAGGUUUUCUGUAGUCAAUGGCAAUUUUAAAAAGAUACUUCCAGAAAACCAGCUGCUUUGACUGCCUGCAGAUGAACCAAGAAACUCUUUCCAGUUCCACUUACUUUCUUCUCCCUUCACAUUCAUUAAAAAUGAACUAGUAGUCUGGGAGACCAGGCCAGAUAUCUGACCAAGAAGAAUGCUGCCAACUUGUGACUGGCACCUUUAAUCCCUUCUUUCCCCGCCAUAAUAACUUUGGCAGGGGAAAGAUAAAGGGGAACCUUUAUCAAGAACACUGUUUGUUCUCUACAGAAACAGCACUUCAUCAUUUCAGAUACUCCUGAGCCCUUUUCUAUAAACCAGCAGAGUACUUUGGCCCUAGGAUUCUUCUUGUCUGGACAGGUGCCUCUUUUGGCAUAGAAAGCAAACAGAUGCCUUCAACUUCAUUUCCUCACAGUAUUAAAAAAAAAACAACAAAAAAACAUUCUUUUGUCCUAGGGCCCAGAGAAAAUCAGUGUCAUGAUUAAUUUGCAAUAAAAUAUGCUAUAUGUUUAUGGGUAUACAUAUAUAUCAUAUGUACAUUCACAUGUCACAUAGAAGAGAUGUGGUCCCUAUUGUUGUAGUGACUCUGGGUAGCCUUUGUUCUGAAAAGAAAAAAGGUGAUGGUUCAAGUAUACAAUGCUAUAUUUAAAGGAUUGUUAGUUGUCUGAACUAUCUGGAUGUUAACAAUUACUUCUUGAGUCUGUCAUCACUAUUGUGCAAAUAUUUUUUAUGGAGGUUCUGUAUUUGAUUUUUUAAAUAUGUGGUUUUGAAUAGUAUGCUUAUAAUGUUUUCUAGAAGAUGCCUAGUUCAUCGAUAGGUGGAAUCAACAAGUGUCUAAGUGCCUACCUUGCCAGAAAGCUGCUGUGUAUAGGAAUUAUUCUGACUUGCUCUGGCUGGAUGGGAAGAGGGCAUUCUCUUUAUUUUCCAUUCUACUCUAAUCUGUGACUUAAUUUCCUUGUCCGUAAAAUAGAAAUCUUUGAUUAGAUGGUUUUUAAAGAACUCUUCCAGCACUAGAAUUCUCAGAUUCAAUUUUGACAUCUAUGCCUAAAGUGCUAGCUCAAUUCCUAAUUUUUUUAAAAAAUGUAAUAAAUUUAAUGUUAGAUCCAUUAGAAAAUAUGAUCUUUGGCUCCCUCUGCUGGCUGUAAUUCUACAGCUUUAUUUUAUAUGACCAGUCUUAGAAUUGGAUUUGACCAUGAGUAACUGUUAAAGAGGACAAUGUAUUUCUUCUGGGUAUCUACAAAAAGAAUUACUGUAGGAGGGGAAAGCAUUUAAAAGGGAAACCAUUUACAUUCCAUUUGGGUCCUCACAAGCUCUGAUCUUGCUAGAUAAAAAUUUCCCAGGGAAAGAGGAGUGAAGAAAAACACAUGAAUGAGUCAAAUCAUAGUAAAUUGGGUCAGAGAGACUAGAAAGUGCCAUACAUAUGAAAGAUACUUGGGUUGUUAGGGGGAGGGAGAGUGGGAAAGGGAACUCUUUGCCAAUGAAGAUUUUAUCAAGAUCCAAAAACUCAUUAUCUUUCCAGUAAGAAGCUGGUUUUGUUGAGAAUAGUUGUCUUAGUGUUUGCAUUCCUGUAUAUCCCAACUGUAAAAUGGUGACCAACCUGGCCACACUUGUUUCUUUUUUUCCAUUAACUCAUAUUUCUAUGUAAUAUCCCUAAGGAAAUUGAGGUUUAUAGGUCCAAGUACUGUUAAACUGAAAAUAGAAAUGGAUACUCUCAAGCUAUAAUAUAUUGACCUUAAAAACCACAAAUUAACAUUGUCUAUAUUGUACUGUAUUUUUAUUUAUUUUAUUAAAUAUUUCCAAGUUAUAUUUCAAUCUGAAACGCUGCACCUUGAAGGAAGUUUUACAGGCAGUGAGUUUGAGAAUCUGGUAUUUGGUGCUGUUAUUAUUGCUGUAUGCACAAUUUAAUGAAGAUCUGAAUUAUUUAAAAAAGCUUAACUAACUCCCAGUGGUGAAAGGAAAAUUUCAGUAUGACUUGAAAUUUUCUUGAUUAUGGACUAAUGUGUUAAUUGCUUUAUGGGGUAUUUGGAUUCUCUCCAGGAGAUGAAGUGCCUUCAGCCAAAGAAAUGACUCUCUAAUGGUGAAAAUGUCAGUCACUGUGUCAAAGGUUUAGGGGACAUAUUUUUAGGCAGGAUGUCCUGGAUAUCCAGUCAUUCACAUUACAAUGUAGAAUCUGGCUGCCCAUUUACUAUGUCUAAGGUAGCCCUAAUUUAAACAGUUGGAUUGACCCUGCUCUUCUUUGAUUGUUGUAAUUCUGUAGUCUUGGCUUAGUUCUCACCAAAGAUGCUCAAUUUUUCUGUAAUGUUACUCAUCUGUUAGUUAGGGCCCAGAAGGCUAAAAAUAUGUACAUGAUGUUAAGCAAUGAAAAAUAAAAUAAAAUAAAUCAAACAAUGGAUAAAAUGUUUU